Phragmites australis (common reed) is the source of this 1056-nucleotide messenger RNA. RefSeq names its product xylanase inhibitor protein 1-like. Bases 60 to 959 code for a protein of 299 amino acids. Gene Ontology annotation, cellular component: extracellular region. The transcript has a single exon. Gene Ontology annotation, biological process: carbohydrate metabolic process. The record is from RefSeq and is a predicted model, not a curated record. Gene Ontology annotation, molecular function: chitinase activity. Lineage: Eukaryota; Viridiplantae; Streptophyta; Magnoliopsida; Poales; Poaceae.
UCUAGCACAUACAAGGCAGCUUCCCUGCUCACAAGCAGCAAGAUCAAAACUCAGCUGCAAUGGCGUUCACACGCCGGAAACCGUCGUUGCUCCUGGCCGCGCUUCUCUCCGUGGCGAUCAGCUUCCUCGCCAGUCCGGCCUCCGCCCAGGGGAAGACCGGGCAGGUGACCGUGUUCUGGGGCCGGCACAAGGACGAGGGCUCCCUCCGCGAGGCCUGCGACUCCGGCAGGUACACCAUGGUCAUCAUGUCCUUCCUCGACGUCUACGGCAGCGGCAGCUACCACCUAGACCUCUCCGGCCACUCGCUCGCCGGCAUGGGCAACGCCAUCAAGCGCUGCCAGUUCCUCGGCGUGCCCGUCUCCAUCUCCAUCGGCGGCUUCGGCAGCGCCUACUCGCUCCCGACCAACCAGUCGGCCCUCGACCUCUUCGACCACCUCUGGAAUACCUACUUCGGCGGCAACCUUAACGACACCCAUCGCCCCUUCGGCGACGCUUGGCUCGACGGCGUCGACAUGUUCCUCGAGCACGGGACACCGGCGGAGCACUACAACACGCUGGCCCUGGAGCUCGCCAAGCACAACAUCCGCGCCGGGCCAGGGAAGCUGCUGCACCUGACGGCGACGCCGCACUGCAAAUUCCCGGACACCCGCGUCAAGGAGGCGCUCGACACGCGCAUCUUCGAGCGCAUCCACGUCCGCUUCUACGACGACCCGGACUGCAUCGGGUACAGCCAGAAGGAGUGGAACAAGUGGACGGCGGCGUACCCGUUCACCAAGAUCUACGUCGGCCUGCCGGCGUCGCCGCAGGCGGCCAAGAGCGGCUACACAGACCCCAACACCCUCCGCAACGUCGUGCUCCCGGUGGCGCAGAAGGCGUCCAACUACGGCGGCGUCAUGCUCUGGGACAGGUACUACGACAAGCGCAGCAACUACAGCGGUAACAUCAAGAACUGGGCUUGAGACUUGGCGUCACUCUAAAUUUGUUGUAUGCUCUGCAUGCAUUUAUCUUGAAUAAAUAAAGGUGCAAGAAUAAAAUGAGAUCUGCGACAGUUUUCUA